AUGCGUUGGCCUGGUAAUUUUCUCACUCUCGCGACGGCGCUGCAAGCUGCUGGGAACCUCGCCGCAAGCGUCCAUCACAGGUGUGAUCAGCAGAAUCAAGCGCUACACACAUGGUGGCACGAAAAGUCUGCUGUCAACGACGCGGGGGCUGUCGCAGCAGAUGAAGUUCGCCAAUCGCGCAAGUACGAUGUCUCUGUGUCCGUUCGCGGUGAAUCCAAAUUCCGGGACUCGUUUGUCUACGAGACCAUCCCGCGGAACGGCAACGGCAAGAUGUACGACCCGGCCAAUCCUGGUCAGGAAUACAACCUGGCGGACGGGGAUGGCAUCACCGUCGAAGAGGACGCAAAGAUCAACAUGGCUUGGACGCAGUUUCAAUACGCCAAAGAUGUUGAAGUUCGCAUCACCUCCAAGGAUGGUUCUGCACUGGGGCCAACUAGCAACGUUGUCAUCCGCCCCUCGGAUAUCAGGUACGACAUCAGCAGCCCAGACAGCAGCACUGUUAUAAUCCAGGUUCCAUACGACCUGAGGGGCCGACGAUUCUCCGUCGAGUUCCAAAACGACUUAUACGCCUACCGCUCGAACGGCAAAUCAUAUGUCAAUGACGGCGGCGUUCUCGUGAGCGAGGAACCGCGCAAUGCGCUGCUUAUCUUCGCCAGUCCAUUCAUUCCCCAGGAACUCAUCCCGUCCAAGACAUCAGGCGAUACGCAAGUCCUCAAGCCGGGCAAGAUCACCGACAGCACCAUUGGCGCGAAGCCGACACUCUACUUUGAGGCAGGCACCUACUGGGUAGAGAAAGACGGCCGCCUCGGUAAAAGUCACAUCAAGCUGAACGCCAACACGCACUACGUCUACUUCGAGCCAGGAACUUAUAUCAAAGGCGCCUUUGAGUACACCACUUCGAAGAAUGACUUUUAUACCGUCGGACAUGGAGUAGUCUCGGGCGAAAAUUACGCAUACAUGGCAAACACUGCCAAGAACUAUGUUGCGGAAAAGAGUGACCGGACCAGUCUUAGGAUCUUUUCGCACCAGGCAGUUUCGGACAGCCAGAUAUGGCAUUGCAUUGGACCUACCCUUAAUGCACCGCCCUUUAAUACCGUGGACCUGUUUCCAAAGAACCAGACGCCAAACGAGGAAGACAACAAGGUGCGGAACGACAUCUCUGACUACAAACAGGUCGGCGCGUUCUACUUCCAGACUGAUGGGCCGCAAAUAUACUCUGGAACCGUCAAGGACUGCUUCUGGCAUGUUAAUGACGACGCUAUCAAGUUGUACCACUCGGACGCGAAGGUCGAACGGGUGACCAUCUGGAAGUGUCACAACGACCCCGUUAUCCAAAUGGGCUGGAAACCACGUGGAGUCUCUGGAACUACCAUUUCUGAACUCAAGGUCAUCCACACUCGAUGGUUUAAGAGCGAGACGGUUGUUCCUUCCGCCAUUAUUGGAGCCUCACCCUACUACGGCGACCCAAAGAUUGUGGAUGCGUCUAGGACAGGGUGGUUUUCCAUACCCAAGUAUGGAAAUACCCUUUCCAUACUAUUGUAUGGACAGGGUAUGGACAUGGAUCCAUAG
This is a messenger RNA of Purpureocillium lilacinum, 1569 nucleotides long. RefSeq lists its product as uncharacterized. The record is from RefSeq and is a predicted model, not a curated record. Lineage: Eukaryota; Fungi; Ascomycota; Sordariomycetes; Hypocreales; Ophiocordycipitaceae. Gene Ontology annotation, molecular function: hydrolase activity, hydrolyzing O-glycosyl compounds.